UUCUCCCAGUAUGUCGGGAUGUGGCGGAGGAACUGAAACAGCGCAGCUAGUGGUGUCCUUUCGGACGACUUGGCCGCUGACAGAAUGAGAUAAGAUGGAUAAAGAGACGGCGGCGGAUUGCUGUGCGGCUGAAGACGAUGAAUAUCCGAACUCGGAGGUUUUUUGUCUAAUGAGAGUCGGGAGGAACUCAGACUGGCUUCGCUUGUUCGAAAACACAGAGAUCACCAUUGGACGUGGUGUGGAUGUAACCUACCAACUACUGUCUCCCACCUGUCCCCUGAUGAUCUCCAGACUGCACUGCACUUUCAGGCAAAGUGAAGACGGCCACUGGACAGUGACAGACAAGAAGAGUCUUAAUGGUGUUUGGGUGAAUGGAACUCGUUUGCCUUCCGAUGAAGCCCAUCAGGUCAGGCUCGGAGACUCCAUACAGCUCGGAGUUCCUGUAAUUGGAAACAAAGCAGAGUUUGACUAUGUCGUCGUCCAGAAGCCCCUCAGAGACAUUAAACGCUUCCUGGCAAAGAAACUGGUAGAGCGAGUAACUUCAAAAUCUGCCCACAUAUCCAAGAAGCCCAAGAGGAAAUUGACCAUGGAAGAAGUGGAGCCAUCUACCUCGAAGCCCAAACUCUACCGCUGCUCUUCUGCAGACAAGUCCUUGGCAGUGCCCUGCCCUUUAUCUCCGCUAAAAGGUCAGCAGCGACUCAGUCACAUAAAGCCAGAGGGAACCAGACCUGGCAGAGAUGACCGUCAAGCAGAACGACCUUCAGAUGGCUCCAGUGCUACCCGUGACUUUGACAACUUGCAAAUGUACAGUCAGAACAUUCUGCUCUUAAGGGAGCAGGUGGAUAACACCCAGAGGCAGGUCGCCUCCCUGGAGGGGGAGCCCCGACAGGCUGACCCGCUCAGAGAGGAGCAGGUCAGGGAGCUGCGGGGUCAGCUAGAUACACUCAGAGCUAAAAUGCACAGGAUGGAGACAUUGGAGAAGUCUUUUAGUGAGACUAAAAGACUGCUAGAGGAGCAGAAAACGCAGCAACAAGAGGAGCUUUUAAAAAAGCAGCUUGAAGAGGCCCUGCAAGAACAAAAGAAAGUGAUAGGUGAACUUGCGCUCUCCCGACAAGGCUUUGAAGAGAUUCUCUUGGCCAAAAACAAGGAGUUGGAGGUGACAAAGGAGGAAAAGGAAAAGGCAAGAGCCCAAAAAGAGGAAGUAGUUACACAAGUGACCGAAGUGCUGGAGAACGAGCUUCAGUGCAUCAUCUGCUCAGAGCUCUUCAUUGAGGCCGUCAUUCUGAACUGCGCUCAUAGCUUCUGCUGUUACUGCAUCAAUCAGUGGCGCAAAAAGAAAGAUGAGUGUCCCAUCUGCCGGCAGGCUAUCCAGUCUCAGACCCGCUGUCUGGCGUUGGACAACUGCAUCGACCGUAUGGUGGAAAACCUGAGCCUGGACAUGAAGGCGAGGCGGCAGACCCUCAUCUCUGAGAGGAAAGAUAAGCGAGCUGUUGACCGUGAAGUCAUCAGAUCAGCAGCUGAAUCUGCAGAGGUGAUGGUGAUCCCCGAUGAUGACAGUAGCAGCAACAGCAACAGCGACAGCGAUAGCAGCAUGGUGUCCAUAGAUAGCAGCCUCAGCUCCGUGUUGUCUGUGGACACGGACAGUAGCAUCCAUUUGGAGUCCAGCUCUCCGUACAGCGGAUACUCUGAUGACAGUUCUGAUGAAGAUGAGGAUUAGCCCCUUUUUCUCCUCUGGGCUGUAAUAUGGAAUUAGACUUUUCUGCUGUUGAGUUUUGCUUUUCAAUGGAAUGUUCCCGGGACAUUUAGGAUAGAGGAUGCAAAGUUUGGUCCAGGAAGGUUUAUGUUUAGUUUAUAUUUUUUGUAAAAUAAUCAUUUGUGUUGUCCUUAUUUUCAACUAAAUGAAUAAAGUUUAUUCAUAUGCA
This is a messenger RNA of Neolamprologus brichardi, 1922 nucleotides long. RefSeq names its product ring finger protein 8, E3 ubiquitin protein ligase (gene rnf8). Gene Ontology annotation, cellular component: nucleus; ubiquitin ligase complex; site of double-strand break. The record is from RefSeq and is a predicted model, not a curated record. NCBI's taxonomy places the organism in Eukaryota, Metazoa, Chordata, Actinopteri, Cichliformes, Cichlidae. Gene Ontology annotation, biological process: protein K48-linked ubiquitination; ubiquitin-dependent protein catabolic process; double-strand break repair. Gene Ontology annotation, molecular function: histone binding; ubiquitin protein ligase activity.